CUGAAAGCGGGUUCCGCAGCUCGGGUAGCGUGCGGAGAAAUAACAUCGGUGAUAACGCGUAUUGGCGGUGUUUAUAGGAAACAUGGAGGAAGAUGAAGAGGAAGACUACAUGUCUGAUUUAUUUAUUAAGCAGGACGUGCGGCCGGGCCUGCCCAUGGUGAGGCGGGUGAGGGAGGCUAUGCAGAAAGAAGAAAAACAAAAAGAAGCCAACGAGAGGAACAGACAGAAGAGCGUAAAAGAAGAAGAAAAAGAGAGACGCGAUUUGGUGUUGAAAAGUGCAUUGGGUACUGAGAACAAAGGCUUCGCGUUGCUCCAGAAGAUGGGCUACAAGAGCGGCCAGGCCCUUGGCAAAAGCGGAGAAGGCAUUGUUGAACCUAUUCCUUUGAACAUAAAAACAGGCAGAAGCGGGCUUGGUCACGAGGAAUUAAAAAAGCGAAAAGCUGAAGAAAAACUGGAAAACUAUAGGCAAAAGCUUCAUAUGAAAAAAAAAGCAAAUGAACAAGCUGCAGAUCAGUUCAGAAUAAGAUUCAAAACGAAACAAGAAGAACGUAAGAUGGAAGGGGACCUCCGAAGAAGCCAGAGGGCCUGCCAGCAGUUAGAUAUGCAAAAAGAUAUUGAUGUUCCCAAGGAGACUUGGUAUUGGCUAGAACCUGAAGAGGAAGAUGACAAGGAUGAGGAAGAUAAGGAAGAUGAAUGCACAAGCUCAGAUUUAAGCGUAUCAGAAAAGCUACGCAUCCUGACUGCCUAUCUGAGAGAAGAGCACUUUUAUUGCAUUUGGUGUGGAACAACCUAUGAAGAUUCUGAAGAUUUAUCGUCAAACUGCCCUGGAGACAGUGCUGCAGAUCACGACUAAAGCCUUUCUGAAGGAAGGAGUCCUAGAUAAGUAAAAACAGCAAGUGAUCGCUUGCAGAAGUACGCUGUCCUGAUCCACAGCUGAAGUGCGUGGAUGGUGAUGUGACCCUUCUGGCUGAUGAGCUCCUCAAUGGCAGGAAGGCAAAACACCAAGGAAAAGACCUGUCUUAAGUCUUGCAGUUGCUUUUGGCUUUCAGUUUGAAGAGACAUCAAACUGGAUUUAAACAGUCUUGAAAGCCUUUUAAAAGCGCAUUUACUGAGUAUGAGUUUCACGUAAGUUGGUUUUAACAGCAGAUUUAAAAAACUUCAGUAUUUCAGAUGCAGAGUAUCUUGCUGAAGCCUGUUUUGAAAGCAUCUUUUUGAUUAUGGGUGCCUGCAGAAAGAAAGUAGUGUCAAUAAAUUACUUUUUUAUAAGUAAAUAAACUGAAGUAAUUAUUAAAAUCUCAUACCUUUGUUAGAAAUUGGUUGGUGAAGCCCUCUGGAAGUUGACCUUUUCUAACAUCAUGCCAUAUCUGAAAUUCAUAUAAGCGAACAGUUGCAGUAUGUUUUUAUUUAUUAUAUUUUGCAUCUCACUGUGAUCCAUAUAGUUUACGGAAGUAAUCAAAAUACAAUCUACAAAAAAGCCAAGACUUCAAAAAAGAAAGUAACUGUAAAUAGUUUGAAAGUUUUUUCUAUUUAGUCGUACUGUGUUUUGGGUUUAUGUUUUUCAUCAACUGUUGUCCCUUUUUAAGCUUAAAAGCUUCACACUCUGUGCUUGUUUCAGCAAUCCUCUCUCUAUUUGAGAACCAUUACCCUUCUCUCCCUAAUUUAAAAGUAGUGGGUUUAUAUCCUCUUACCCCAUUAAAAUAAAAAAAUGCAAGAUUAUUGAA
Falco peregrinus (peregrine falcon) is the source of this 1721-nucleotide messenger RNA. RefSeq names its product G-patch domain containing 11 (gene GPATCH11). The transcript has 9 exons. Gene Ontology annotation, molecular function: nucleic acid binding. Bases 83 to 853 code for a protein of 256 amino acids. Gene Ontology annotation, cellular component: kinetochore. The record is from RefSeq and is a predicted model, not a curated record. Lineage: Eukaryota; Metazoa; Chordata; Aves; Falconiformes; Falconidae.